AUGUACUACGUCGUCUUCCAGGGCACCGAAAAAGAGGGCAAAGCAGCUAUCUCUGAGCAAUACUACAAUACCCUCGUGCCCUUGCUCAAGGCCAGUCCCGGAUUCAUCAAGGAAACUGGGUUUGCAGCCGUGCAUAAAGAGAGGUUAACAGUCCUGGUAGCAAGUUUCGAAGAUGAAGAUGCAAUAAAGCGCUGGCGAAACGAACCUACACAUCUCAGGAUCCAGGGCAACGCGGCCCAUGGGGUCUACGAGGACUAUCACAUCCGUAUCGGCCCUCUUCUGGACUCGGACGACCAACAAGCAACUCGGAAUGAAGGGGAAGUAGAGCAGUGCAUCCUGCUGUACUAUCGUGACAGCUUCGAGGGCACACCGGCCGACAGUAUAAUGUCAUUGUUAGAUAUGGGCGAUGCUGCGAAAGAGAUAUCGGAAGACCUGCUUGACUCUUCUGUUUACGAAGGGCCUCAGACCCUUUGGAUUUCGGCUUGGAAGUCGGGGGCUGCUGCGCGCAGGUUCGCGGAACUGCUGCCUCGUACUCCUGGCGAGGAGGUCAAAUUCAUUCUUGUGAAGAGGGAUUAUAGCCAGGUCGUUCGAAAGGAAGCGCCCAGCGAGACUGCAGGUGGGGAACAGAAGGUGUAA
Messenger RNA from Cladophialophora yegresii CBS 114405, 636 nucleotides. RefSeq lists its product as uncharacterized. Lineage: Eukaryota; Fungi; Ascomycota; Eurotiomycetes; Chaetothyriales; Herpotrichiellaceae. The coding region runs from base 1 to 636 and encodes 211 amino acids. The record is from RefSeq and is a predicted model, not a curated record. The transcript has a single exon.